Molecule: messenger RNA, 1014 nt
Organism: Adineta ricciae
Lineage: Eukaryota; Metazoa; Rotifera; Eurotatoria; Adinetida; Adinetidae
Source: the annotation of a GenBank genome assembly
AUGUCAGAAUCUACAUCUACCCAACCAGCCAAAUCGUCUUCUUCAUCGUGGUUCAGCAAUUUCGAUCUAAAUAAUCAAUGGUCAACUAUAAGUUCAUCGAUUGUUCAAGCAACGAACAAAGUAGGCGCUGUGGCAAGUACGAUUGUUCAAAAAUCACUACCACAACGACCCUCGACACCAGAUGAGAAUGAACAGUCUGAUGUCGAACCGAAUAAAGAUUUCACUAGUAUUUUAACUGAUCUAAGCUCGACUGUGGUCAAAAGUGCUCAGCAGUUGAAACAAGUAGUCGAAAAAAGUGCUAUUCUAGGAACUUUGAGUAAAGAACACGCGAAAUUUUUGAAAGAUAAACGUAUUCAACAACAUCGUGAAGAAUCAGCUGUUCCACCGUGGGUUGGUUACAAAGAAGAAGAAGAGAUAAAGAAGCAAAUUCUCGCUCUUUCUCAGAAACAAUGCUUUUUCCUCCGGGAGCCACCACCUGGUGCUAAUUAUAAUUUCGAUAUGGCGACUUACUAUCCAGUUGCAUUAGCCACUCUUGAAGCAGAUGAGAAUCUAAAACGAAUGCGAUUUGAACUCGUUCCAAAAAAAAUCACGGAAGAAGCCUUCUGGCGCAACUAUUUUUACCGAGUUAGUCUGAUCAAACAAUCGACUCAACUAAAUACUCUAGCUAACGAGAAAGACAAGUCUUAUGAAACAACAGCUUCAUCUAAUUUCGAUGGACAUCGAACAUCUGAAUUGAGUGAUGAACUCUUUGAUGGAAAUCAGGAUUUUGUCAGUGAAGAUUACGAUACAACAGAUAUCAACAUGGAUGAUAUUCGCCGCGAAAUCGAACAAUCGAGUAUUUCAAAGAAAAAUUCCACUAAAACAAAAUCGAGUAGUCCAGAUUUAGAUGAACGAGAAUGGGUUAAAGCACUAGAUGAUGAACUUGAGAAUGUUUCUGCUGAUCAACUGGAAAGUGUAACUGUUGAGGAGCUCGAAGCUCAAAUCAAUGAAGUUUUAUCUGGCAAGGCUACAUGA